Messenger RNA from Orycteropus afer afer, 3210 nucleotides. RefSeq names its product MCF.2 cell line derived transforming sequence-like 2 (gene MCF2L2). Gene Ontology annotation, cellular component: cytoplasm. Bases 1 to 3210 code for a protein of 1069 amino acids. The transcript is spliced from 30 exons. NCBI's taxonomy places the organism in Eukaryota, Metazoa, Chordata, Mammalia, Tubulidentata, Orycteropodidae. Gene Ontology annotation, molecular function: guanyl-nucleotide exchange factor activity. The record is from RefSeq and is a predicted model, not a curated record.
AUGUUUGGCAAUGAAAUUAUGCAGCAGGAAAUCAGGCCCUUCGUGGCAGUGGAUAUAAUAGAACAACUUCACAGACAGUUUGCCAUUCUUUCAGGAGGCCAAGGGAAAGAUGGUGCCCCCAUCAUCACUUUUCCAGAAUUUGCAGGGUUCAAACACAUCCCAGAUGGGGACUUCCUGAAUGUCAUGACCUACCUGACUAGCAUACCCAGCAUGGAGGCUGCCAGCAUUGGAUUCGUCAUUGUUAUUGACAGACGAAGGGACAAGUGGAGCUCCAUAAAGGCAUCCUUGACACGAAUAGCUGUAUCAUUUCCGGGAAACUUGCAGCUCAUCUUCAUCCUUCGUCCAUCUCGCUUUAUCCAGAGGACCCUCACAGACAUCGGCAUUAAAUAUUAUCGAGAUGAAUUUAAAAUGAAAGUGCCGAUCAUCAUGCUGAAUUCUGCUUCUGAUCUUCAUGGCUACAUUGAUAAAAGCCAGCUCACACCAGAGUUAGGGGGAACUUUGGAAUAUCGCCAUAAUCAAUGGAUAAAUCAUCGAACUGCCAUCGAAAACUUUGCCUUGACAGUGAAGACCACUGCCCAGAUGCUCCAGAUGUUUGGGGCUUGUCUUGCUGAGCCAGAGCUGUCCAGAGGCAUACAGUCCACUCGAGACCUUCUCAUGGCCCACAUGAGGCAGCGGGACAAACUGAAGAAUGAGCUGAAGUUACUUAGAAAGCAAGGGACCACAUUGCUGUCAUGUAUCCAAGAACCAGCCACCAAAAAUCCCACCAGCAAACUCAAUCACAAUGAAUUUGAGAAUGUCACUACUAUGGGAAGAUUAUUAGUUCAGUUGGAUGAAACAGAAAAGGCCUUUAGUCAGUUUUGCUCUGAGCAUCACCUGAAGCUUAACCAAUGCCUACAGCUACAGCACUUUGAGGACAGUUUUUGUGAGGUUAAACUUGUCCUGGAUAAUUUGUUGGAAGAGCAAGCAGAGUUCACAGACAUUGGAGACAGUGUGAAGCGUGUGGAACAACUUCUUAAGCAACGCAAGGACCUGGAGGAAAAAGGCCAGGAGCCCUUGGAAAAGGCCCGACUCUGUGCACUAUUUGGGGACCAGCUCAUCCAAAGCCAUCACUAUGCAGUAGACACCAUUAGGCCCAAGUGUGUGGAGCUUAGGCACCUCUGCGAUGACUUCAUCAAUGAAAACAAGAAAAAAGAGGACAUCUUAAGGAAGUCGUUGGAGUUGAAUAAACAGCUGGACAAGGUCAGGCAGUGGUGUGAAGCAGGGAUCUACCUCUUGGCUUCCCAAGCUGUAGACAAGUGCCAGUCACGAGAAGGAGUUGACACUGCUUUGAACGACAUUGAGACAUUCCUGGGCACGGCCAAGGAGUACCAGUUGCCCAGCCCCAAGGACUUUUACAACCAGUUUGAGUUGAUUCUCACCGUUGACCUAAAGGCCAAUGCCCAGAAAGUCCUGCAGAAGCUGAGUGAUGUGCAGGAAAUAUUUGACAAAAGGCAAGUGAGCCUGAAGAAAUUGGCAGCCAAACAGACUCGCCCAGUGCAACCUGUGGCCCCCCAUCCUGAGUCCUCCCCAAAAUGGGUGUCACCAAAAACCAACCAGAUCUCUGCCUUGGCUCCUCAGAAAAUAUCCCAGGAAUCUCAUACGGAGACAGAUUUGAACUUCCUAGAAAAGGAAGGUGACAAGACUAAAUCUGAAGUUAAGAAUGAAGGAACAGUUGAAAGCAGUCAAGACUUGGAGAACCCUGAACUGGAACAGCUUGACAGUCUUGAAAAUCUUUCCCCCAGCAGGCGCAUUAUACGGGACUUGCUUGAGACUGAAGAAAUUUAUAUAAAAGAAAUUAAGAGCAUAAUUGAUGGAUAUAUCACACCAAUGGAUUUUAUUUGGCUAAAGCAUCUGAUCCCAGAUGUUCUUCAAAAUAACAAGGACUUUCUCUUUGGGAAUAUUAGAGAACUUUAUGAAUUUCACAACAGGACUUUUCUAAAAGAAUUGGAAAAAUGCACUGAAAAUCCUGAACUUCUGGCACGUUGCUUUCUCAAGAGAAAAGAAGAUCUUCAAAUAUAUUUUAAAUACCACAAGAACCUGCCCCGAGCUAGGGCAAUCUGGCAAGAGUGUCAAGACUGUGCCUACUUUGGGGUGUGCCAGCGCCAACUGGAUCACAAUCUCCCUCUUUUUAAGUAUCUUAGAGGACCAAGCCAGAGACUUAUAAAAUACCAGAUGCUAUUGAAGGGCCUGCUGGAUGUUGAGUUUCCUGAAGAUUUGGAGAUGGAACCAGGUGAAUUAGAAGGAGGUUCAGCCAAGGAUGGGCCAAAGAAGACCAAGGAUUCCACAUUCUCAGCUGAACUACAACAAGCUUUGGUCAUGAUGGAGGAUUUGAUUAAGUCUUGUGAGUUGGCUGUGGACCUAGCAGCUGUCACUGGAUGUCCGGACGAUAUAGGAAACCUGGGCAAACUGUUGAUGCACGGCCCUUUCAACGUCUGGACAAUUCACAAGGAUCGCUAUAAGAUGAAGGAUUUUAUGCGAUUUAAGCCCAGCCAGAGGCAAAUCUAUCUAUUUGAAAGAGGAAUAAUGUUCUGUAAGAUCCGAGUGGAGCCCAGUGACCAGGGGUUAUCUCCUCAUUACAGCUUUAAGAAGUCUAUGAAGUUGACAACACUUUCAAUUCGCCAAGUUGGAAGGGGGAGCAACAAAAAGUUUGAGAUUGCCAGUCGAAAUGGACUUGAGAAAUACAUCUUGCAGGCAGCUUCAAAAGAAAUCAGAGAUUGCUGGUUUUCAGAAAUAAGUAAAUUACUGAUGGAACAACAAAACAGUACUAAAGGCCAAGGGAAUCUACAAUUUGAAGCAAGUACUAGCAAAGACAGCGGAGAGGAAUUUGUACCUUGGAUUGAAGAUCCAGAAAGAGCUACUGGCAGCAAGGAGGAUCCAGUCCUCAGCACCUGUGGGAUUAAAGGCUGCUCCAGCAGGGAGUGUAUCUCCAUGGAAACCUUUGAAGAGUGCGAAGUUGUGGAAGAAAUGGAAAAGGAGAGCAGUGCUCUGAGUCUCUCAGGACUUUUCCACUUGGAUGACAGUUAUGAAACCUGCUCCUCUAAAUCUGUUCUGGAGAUGGGAGAAAGCAUCCAGGGAGAAAAAGAAGAGCCCAAAGAGGAAGAAAGGGCAGCAAACAUAACUGAAGAGAGCGAUGGGCUGUCCAGUGGCCCGAACGCCCUAGAGGACGCCUGA